UUCCGACUCCCCAGUUUCCCCUCCAAACCCUCCACCGCUCUCGGCGCCGACUGCCGACUCCUCAGUUUCCCCUCCCCAAACCCUUCACCGCUGUCGUCUCCUCAGUUCCGCCGCCGCCAUGGCUUCGUCCCCCUGCGACAUCGCCCUCAAGGCAGCCCUCGGCGGCCAACUCCGCCUCCUCAAGAGAAUGGCCAAGAAGGUGGAUCUGCGGCGAGCCGAGGACGAUAAAGGGCAAACCGCACUUCAUUUCGCGGCGGCCAAGGGCUGCCUGGACAGCUGCCAGUUCCUGGUGGAGGAAUCGGAGCUUGAUGUCAAUUCCGCCACAAAAACAGGUGUGACACCGAUGUUCUACGCCGCAUUUGGGGGAAAUGUCGAGGUUAUGAGGUACCUUCUCGACCGCGGCGCCGACCCAUCCAUGGCCGAUGACAGGGGCUCCGUGUCACUGCACAAUGCGGCAGAGGAAGGACACUGCGAGGCUGUGAGGCUAUUGCUGUCCAAAGGGGUUCAUGUGGAUCCUAUGGAUCAUCGGGGCAUGCCAUUACACUUGGCGGUUGCAAAGGACCAUGUUGAGGUUGUGAAGGUUCUGCUGGAGCAUGGUGCCGAUCCCAACAGAGUGGCUAAUCACGUCUUUUCACCACUCAUGAUGGCCGUCUGUGGAAAGGCCUUGAAAUGCAUGAAGCUACUGAUUGAGGCUGGUGCUGAUGUGAAUGUUCAUGGUUACUCUGGACCAACUCCUUUAAUGGAGGCAGUUGAUGAUGGCUUAAUGGACUUUGUCAUGAUUUUACUAGAGGCUGGAGCCGACCCUAACAUCCCUAACCAGCAUGGUGCAGUUCCAAUUGAGUUAGCAGCAGCUCGUGGUCAAUGUGAGCUUGUUGAAAUUCUGUUUCCUAAGACAAAACCCAUUCCAUCUCAGCCAGUUUGGAGUGUUAAUGGGAUAAUGAAUACUGCAAGAUCUCCACGUAUCAAGCAUCAGGACGCAUCUUCUGUGGAACAACGGAUAGCUGAUUUGAAGUCACGAGGAAAGGAAGCAUUUGGAAAGGAAGACUACAUUACGGCGAUGUACUUCUAUGGCCUGGUAAUGGAUAUAGACCCACUUGAUUGCACCAUGUUUGCUAACCGGAGCCUCUGCUGGCUGCGGAUGCGAGAAGGGGACAGAGCUUUGGAAGAUGCACGGCAGUGCAUAAUGAUGCGGCCCCGUUGGUCCAAGGCGUGGUACCGUGAGGGCAAAGCUCUCAGUUUCAUGAAGGAUUACAAAGGAGCAUCCGCCGCGUUCCUGAAAGCACAGGAACUCGACCCUAACAGCGACGAGAUCACCAAAGCUCUGAGGGAGGCUGUUGAUGCCAUGGAGGAGCUGCGCGUGUAAUAUAAGCAGUUGGCGGUGCCGGGUCGCUCGGAGAGAAGGAAGAAGGGAAGAAGACGCGCUGGCUUUGAUCCUGCUGUACAUUCUCCCAUCUCUGUAUCGACCCUGCUGUACAUUCCUUGCACCAGAUGCUUACCCUACUAGUACUAUAUUAGCUAUGACUGCCGUAUGUCAGAAGGUGUUGCCGCUGGAGUUCUGAAGCUGUGCUGGAUCAGGGGUCUCGAUUUUGGUAGGCUACGGCGACGAGACCUUACGCUUUGUGACAGACAGCAUAUGCCAGAUGAUAAGAAGUUUAAAAAAUGUUCCUGUUA
Molecule: messenger RNA, 1671 nt
Organism: Aegilops tauschii subsp. strangulata
Lineage: Eukaryota; Viridiplantae; Streptophyta; Magnoliopsida; Poales; Poaceae
Molecular function (GO): protein binding
Source: RefSeq, a predicted model, not a curated record